Molecule: messenger RNA, 2686 nt
Organism: Diabrotica virgifera virgifera (western corn rootworm)
Lineage: Eukaryota; Metazoa; Arthropoda; Insecta; Coleoptera; Chrysomelidae
Exons: 2
Coding region: 1122-2504 (460 amino acids)
Molecular function (GO): zinc ion binding; nucleic acid binding
Source: RefSeq, a predicted model, not a curated record
UAUAUGCUUUUUGUGUGAGUCAGUGAGAGAAGAUUUUUGUUGUAGAGUUUUUUGUUUUGAACGCCUUGUUAGCAAAUCAACAACGUUCAUUCUUCUUUUCAAUAAACAUUUUUGAGAAAGCACUUGAAGCCUGGUCGGCGAUUUGGAUUCCCAGUUUUUUUAAUUGAAAUGGUACUUUUUCAAUCCUUUGGUGGGAUGUACUGGGAAUUCUCUCAUUGAGGUAUCCGUUGGUGUGCUGGAAAUUUGGGGCACGUAAAGAUUUGUCUUGGAAAAUCCUCUAGAGAUUAAUUCGAUGUUUAUUGAUGGCCAGGCUGAGAGUCGUGUAAUAGACCCUUUUGUAUGUUAAAGGGUGUUCCGGUAGUACAAAAUUGUAUGUAUUUAUCGAUCCUGUUUAAAGAAGUAAUAGAAGUACAUUUAUUUACCAGAUUUACAUUUAUUCAGUCUAUUGGAAAUAAUAAAUUUGGCAGAUUUAUUUAGAAGUUCGAUAUUUGACGUGACAUUUUGACAAAAUUUAAGGAAGAUUGCAGUGUGUUUAUCCAGGCAAAUGAUUUUUUUUAUUGAAGGAAAUAAGGACGGUAAUAGAUUUUAUUUUAUUUUAUGGGAGAAAACAAGAAAGAACAAGGUACAAUUUAGAUUGGGUUAAGGGGUCUAAAAAGGGGACUAAAAUACAAUGAUUUUUAUAUUUAUGUGAAGGAAACAGCUGGUUCUGGUUUAUUUUUUUUAAUUAAUUACUUACUUUUGUUCUUAUAAACUAUUGAAAUCAAAAUUAAUAUUUGUAUGUAAAAAGGGACUUAAAAAUUUUGUUGACAUUAUAUUCUCUAUAGUUAUCUAGUGUUUUAUUUGAACUGUCAUGUCUCAUGCUCAUCUAAAUCAAACCAACUAAUUAAAAAUAAUAAUUCCGACUGAGAAAUAGCUGUGGUACAUUUUUGGCGGCCAACUUAAGGGGCUUUUCAACCACCCGAGAUUUUUAUUUUUUUUUAGAUAGUUCAAGUAAGACAUAGGUUACGUAGAGUUACAGAAGUUGAAAAUUAAUAAUCAAAAGUUAAAUGUACUUUUAUUUAAAGUGAGGUAGAGGUUUUCUUGUCUUAUUUUUUUGUGUAUUUUAAUUUCUCUAAAAGAAAAUGUCGUUUAAACUUGAUGUUGACCGUUUGGUCAAAGACGAACUUGAAGUUGAGUUGCAAAUGAGAGGUAUUGUUUUGACUAAUUGUAAGGUAGAAGAGUUAAAGAGUACUUUGCGUAGUUGCCUUGUUUUAGAAAAAUCUGGCAAAAUCCCUAACUUUGAUUUACCUCCUGAUAUUCCUGCUGAGUUGACAAGUUGUGAAAAUAAAUUAAAAGAGAUUCUGAAUAUUAUUAAUGCUUUUACAGGUACUGCAAACCAAAUAAGAAGGAUUGAGACUAAGUUUGCACAUCUUUCAGGUAGAUUGAACCGUAUUCACAGUACAGACACUGAUGAAAUGUCAAAGCGUUCUGCAUUGUUAAAGAAAUUGAUGGAUUUGAUAGGUGAAUAUACUACUAAGUCUAAUGUUUUGAAAACUAGUAAUGUUGUUUCUGUAGAGAUGCCUACUGAUCCUAAUUUUUAUCAUCAUAUUGAUUUAUCAGGUCUUAAUUUAAAUGAUCCUAAUGGUAAUUCUACCCCUACUCGAAAUAUUUCUGCACCGAAUGUGAGUAACCAAGCAAAUCAAACUUCGAAUUCAACAGUUAAUCCCAUUGUUUCCUUGUCAUCUAAUAAUUUUCCUUCAGAACCUGUAUAUAAGUGGGGAAUUAAGUAUUCUGGUAAACCGCAAAAUUUUUCUGUUUUUCUUGAAGAAGUUGAGGAGUAUUGUAGGUCACGUAAUGUAAAUAAAAUUCAGUUAUUUUCUUGUGCUAGAGAUUUAUUUACUGGUAAUGCUUUAGGUUUUUAUAAAUUGUAUAGGAACUAUGCUAGCAACUGGGAUAGUUUAGUGAGCCUAAUGAAGGAAGAAUUUACCCUUUCUGCAGAUGAGAUCUGGCAGGAUAUUCUUCAUACUACUCAAGAAUCUAACGAGUCCAUUGGUAUGUUUGUUGCCAAGAUGACCAGUAAGUUCGAACAAAUGCCAACACCAGUUCCGGACAGUUUAAAAAUGCAGGUGUUACUUAAAAACAUUUUACCUUUUUAUCAGGAAAGAUUAACUUUAGUCGAAGUAAAGAGUCCUUUUGAUUUAAUUGACUUGUGUCGAAAAAUUGAGCAAACUCGAAUUAAUAUUGAGUCGUUUAAGCCUUCUUCUAGUAGUAGAGCUAAUUCUUCUCGUCAUCACGUUGUACAAGAAGUAGAGGCGUUUGUACCUAAAUGCUGGCGCUGUAAUGAGUAUGGUCACGUGGUUAAGGACUGUAAGAGGCCAAAACGUGUGUUUAGAUGCUUUGGUUGUAACAAGGAAGGUUUUACUAAAAAUACUUGUCCUCAAUGUAAUUCACAGAAUCGUAACAAUAAUAAUUCUAGAACUGGAAACAAUUCUGGAAAUAAUUCGGGAAACGGCAACCGGAGAUAGUGGACGACCGGGCUAUCUCGAAUCGGAACGGACAGUUAACGGUCGAUAAGGAAGAAGGUAGUGAUAAUUUUUAUUCAUUUAAGUUAGUUUUAGAUUAUAUUUUAGCACAGAGUAAUGACAGUGAAUGUCUUUAUGUAGAAGUUGAUAUCUUAGGUAAGACAGUAUUCGGUUUAUUGGAUUGU